Molecule: messenger RNA, 855 nt
Organism: Mycetomoellerius zeteki
Lineage: Eukaryota; Metazoa; Arthropoda; Insecta; Hymenoptera; Formicidae
Exons: 5
Coding region: 1-855 (284 amino acids)
Source: RefSeq, a predicted model, not a curated record
AUGACACUGUCACCAUUAUCGUUAUGGACCACCGUCUACACAACUUUAAUUUUGGAUUCUGUAACAGAAAACGUGACAUCACAAUUAACAAAUACUACAACAGAAAAUGUGACACCGCUAUUAAGGAACACUACAUACAGAGAAAACAAAAUAGAAGAAUACCAAAUUUCGAAUACUGACUUUGUAAAUUAUUCGAUAUUGUACUGGCCUAAUUAUUCAUGGUUUGCUGCUGGUUUAGGAACUGGGAUACUCAUAAUGUUAAUUAUAAAUUUCAAUUUAUAUUGCCAAGUCUGGUGUCCUAAUUUUCAUAUCUCAAGACGCAUUCGGACCUUCUUUAGGACCCUUUGGCACCCUUUCAUCGUUUGGUAUCGUCACGUUUGUCUCGGAAGAAACGAAUAUUUUGUUUCGACUCCCGAGCAAAAUAACAGAAUUAUCGAAAAACAACACAAGAUAGACUUACAAUCGCUUUCGCGCGUCUCACUAUCGCGACUCACAAAUCAGCCGCGAUCUUUACAAGAGUCACAAUUGUCGUUGUUUCAUCGCUCGCAAAGGUCACAGUUGCCACGUGGUUCACGAUUGCCACAACUCAGUAAUUUCACAAAUCAAUUACAAUCUUCAUCACAACAAUCACAAUGGAAUACUAAGUUACCUACAGUCUCACGGCAAUCUCAUAUGCAAUUACCAUCACCAUCCAGUUUCGAUUCAAAUCGAUUACUAGAUUCCACAGUUAGAGACAGCCCUGCAACCAUCAUAAAUUCCCAGAUUGCUGCAUUAAUACGUACAACUGCCGUAACAACCAUGAUUGCCAAAUCAACUACAGCGCCUAGACUAUUGACUUCUUUUUCUAAACAGUAA